Henningerozyma blattae CBS 6284 is the source of this 2148-nucleotide messenger RNA. It is a transcript of the gene GCR2, whose product is annotated as Gcr2p. Lineage: Eukaryota; Fungi; Ascomycota; Saccharomycetes; Saccharomycetales; Saccharomycetaceae. The transcript has a single exon. The coding region runs from base 1 to 2148 and encodes 715 amino acids. The record is from RefSeq and is a predicted model, not a curated record.
AUGGAUGAUAUCGAUUUCUCAUCCUUAGAACAUAUUACCACACCAGUGGGCAUCAUCCAUCCUCAAACUAAAUUAGAUGUAUUCAUCAUUAGAAGUUAUUCUUUAUUUUCUAAUAACUCAAUCAUCAAUAGUAAUUUUUUACAAAGUGUCUCGAAUUCUCCACAAACUUCUUCGACGACUCCUAAUUCCAAUAACAACAAUUCAAACAAUAAUGAUCCAGAACCUAUGAAUACCACAUCAAACACGAUCCAAUACACUCAGAUUUUCCAAAAGAUCUCUAAAUUGUACAGUCUUGUUAUUUCAACAGGAUUAUUCGAUAACUCUUCUACCUCACCUAAAUCCGCCAUUGAACUUUACCAAAGGUUUCAACAAAUCAUUAAAGAAUUGAACUUGUCUUAUGAUGUUUCACCUUAUAGCAAAUAUUUUAUCAAAAUCGAUAACAAUCUAUGGCAAAUUAAAAUAGAAAACGACUUGGCCGGUGAUGAAUAUUGGAGUUUAAUUUCAAAUAUCAUUUUCAAAGUUUAUGAUAGACAAACGGGGCAAAUGAAUAGACAGUUAUCUAAAAAUAAAAAAAAUAAUACCUCAACCAACACUUCGAACAAUACAUCAAAUAAUACAUCGAAUAAUACCCAAAAUAAUAGUGCAGUUAAUCUUGCAUCGAAAUUGGACUCUACUUUAAAUAAAAGCCAAAUCAACAAUACUAAUUCAAAUUUAGGUUCUAAUGAUUUAAUGACAAAAAAUUCUCCAAAUAACACCAGUAACAAUAACAAUAACAAUAACAAUAACAAUAACAAUAACAACAACAACAACAACAACAACAACAACAACAACAACAACAACAACAACAACAACAACAACAACAACAACAACAACAACAGCAGUAGCAGCACCAACAAUACAACAAUGAACCCAACUUUAAAUAGUAUGCUCAUGGAUGAUACACUACCACAACAAUUGACAAAACGAUUACAUAAUAUCUCCCAGGAGAUCAAUUCUCGAUCGUUGAAUGGCUAUUAUACUCAGCCUACAAGUCCAGGUUCUUAUGCAAAUUUUGAAUUCAAUGCGUUAACCAGUAAUAAUACUAAUGUAAAUUCUAAUACCGUAACGACUAGUAAUAAUAACAAUAAUAAUAACAUGAUUUCAAACCAUGUACCAACAACUGGAUCCUUGGGUGAAUUCACAGGAACUACUUGGAAAAGAAGAUCUCUAAGUUCGUUGGAUGUAAAUGUAGAUACAUUUAGUGCAGAUGCUGUGGAAGAAUUAUUACAAUUUGCGGAUUUAAAUCAUCCAACUACCAAUAAUAAUCAAGCAACUACUUCUUCUAUAACAAAUAAUGAUAAUGACAAAACAACACUUAAAACAAACAAAUUCAUAAAGAAUAAUAAUUCUACUAAUGAUAUUCCAUCUUCAAAUAAUAACAAAAAAAAUACAUCGUCCUAUUCUUCUACUACAAUUUCUACUUCUACUUCAAGUUCCACUACAAAUACAACAAAGACUAAAAAUACACGAAAUAAUAAAACUAAUAAGGUGACAAAGGGUAAAGGGAAGAACAUUACUUUAACCAAUAACAACUCCACCAAUUCAACAACCACUGCAAAACCACGUAGAACAAAGGCAACGAGGAACAAUAACAAGAAACUGGAUUCUGAAAUUACUAUGGAUGCAAAUUCUAUGAACAAGAAUGAAAAUAUUAUGAAUUUGAACAACACAGGUACUGCUCCUACUGCUACUACUACCACUAUGAACAAACAAAAUAUAAAUACAGCUCAAAAUACAUCUCAACAAAAUAGCUUGGAAAUGAAUAAUUUAACCAUGUUUAGUGAUAAUUCAAAUAAUCAUAUGAUUUCGUUGGAUUUAAUAAAUAAUAAUCAAAAUCAAAAUCAAAUUCGAAAUCAAAAUAAUAACGAUUCUACCAGUAAUUUCAAUCAAAUUGAUAAUAUUACAGCAAGUGCAAUAGCAACAGCCGAUGCCAUGUCUAAACAAAUCAAAAAUUCUUACGAUCUGAUAUUAAAUGAAAAAAAUCAACGUAUUUUGCAAUUAGAACGUGAGCUUGAAGUUCAAAGACAAGAGACUCAAUGGUUACGCAAGAUGCUUAUUGAAGAUAUGGGUUGUAUCCGAAGUUUAUUAAGUGACAUGCAAAGACCUUAA